Molecule: messenger RNA, 786 nt
Organism: Scutellospora calospora
Lineage: Eukaryota; Fungi; Glomeromycota; Glomeromycetes; Diversisporales; Gigasporaceae
Source: the annotation of a GenBank genome assembly
AUGAAUAAAGAGCAGUUAAAGGAACUACUUGAAGGCCUAACCGAUUCCUUCACCCAAGUCGCAAAUACAAUCACUAACGUAAAGAAGGAACCAGGAGAAAGAAGAGAAUUGACCCAUGCCAAACCUAUAAGGCAACACUUCUACAGAACGUCCCCAGAUGAACAAGAAUUCAUCGAUAAAGAAUUAGUAGACAUGGAAAAGCAAGGUCUAAUACAAAAAUCCAAAAGUCCGUGGGCCUCGCCGGUGGUAAUCGUUCCUAAGAAAGGCGAGCACCGAGCUGGUAGGAUCCAUAAUAACGCUGACAGCCUUUCUCGUAGCCAAGAACCUAAGAAAGAAAAACGAAAGUUUAAACAGUUAGUAGAAAAAGACAAAGAACAAACAGAGUUAGAUUGGUUAAUAAAUUUGGCAGAAUAUGAUGAAUAUGACAAGUAUAACAAUUAUUGGACUGAAAGCGAAGACUCCAAUAAGGAAUGGACCGAACCAGACCCCAACAUAACCUAUGACUAUGAAACCGAAUGGGACUGGUGGAAUAUAAAUAAGAAUGAAGAGUUAGAGAACUAUACCGAAAAAGAAGCUGAAUAUGAAGAGUUAUUAAGGGCACUUACAAUCGAAUCAAGUAGAGCAAUAACCUGGUCAGAACAAAACGGCUAUCAGCAUAUGGUAAACAACAAACAGGAAAUAAACGAUACACUAAAAAAACUAGACGAAUUAUAUAACAUAAGUAUACCCACCUGGGGAAAGAUUGGAUUAGAACUCUAUGCCACCGAAACCUUUAUUCAGUAUUAA